AUGCAAGCAACUGUUGAGUCUCCUCCAAUCAAUACUUCUCCUGGAACAUCUAGCAGAAGCUCUUUGCCACUGGAUUCGGAACUGUUAACGUCACUGAGCGAUUACUGGAAGACGAUUUCUGAGCAAUCAUUUGCAACAAGUUCCAAUCGGCUAUUUUCAUUUGCCGAAACGACGAAUUCUGGAGUUCCAGUCGGUUCAACAGCGACGGUAGUGCCACCAGAUGCGGUCUUUUUUCUUAGUACCAUUCCACAAAAAAAUCGAACAAUUCAGGAGUCGUUUAAUGGCAACACAAUUGUUCAAACUGUCAGUUCCGAUGUCACUGCUAAUUCUGAUAUCAGUGUAAAGGAAAAAGCUAGUUUUUCUGCUCAUACAUCUGCAACUACGGUAGAUACAUCAGAAAACAGAGAUAUUGUUACUGAGGUAUCAACUACCGAAAUUUUACUGCCAGAAAUUUCUACAGAGCAAACAUCUGCUUUUUCUUCGCCGAUUACCGAACAUUCCAUGUUUACGAAUCCAGAAACAAUCCAGUUUUCUGCAGGUACGACAACCACCACGAUUGCGGCAGCUGGAUCAGCUAGUACGAACAGUGUGAAGACUGAACUGCUCGAAGAUGUAAGUGCAACAACUGAAACUCCCGCUUUCGGCAUAUUGGUGACCGAAAAUUCUGUUAUUAAAGGUGAAACAGCUGGCACCACUCAAACCGCAACUACCAGCCAGUUUCUAGACAAUAUAGUGGCGCCGGCUAUAUUUAAUGUGACGAUCCCGACAACAAUGCUGGAUGUUGAAACCCGGGCAUUUAUCAAUCGAACAAGCAAUGAUUACAGUUACUUGCUUCUGGAUGAAGCCAGCUACAGCGAUCAAAACGAU
This is a messenger RNA of Gongylonema pulchrum, 867 nucleotides long. NCBI's taxonomy places the organism in Eukaryota, Metazoa, Nematoda, Chromadorea, Rhabditida, Gongylonematidae. The record is from the annotation of a GenBank genome assembly.